GCGGCGAUGGCGAGGAAACCCCGUCGACAAGACACUGGUUUUUCAUGACGCUCAGCUUGUUACAAGAAAGAACAGGGCUGUUAAAUGACUGAAUUCAUGCUUCCUGGUGGACAUCUGUGUCAUGGAUGAUGAUGACGAUCGCCGUCUUCUGGAUUUCUUAGGAGAUGUGGAUGCACUUAAUGAUUAUCUCCAUGGCAACAACAGCAAGUCUAUUGAGGAGGACGACGUGACAAAUGCAGCUUAUGGAUCAGAUGGAUCUUUCUUUGCCAGCAACACGACUAGCUCCAACACUUGUCUCAAAGAUGGCUCUUCUUCACUGGGUGACUUUGGAGAGGACUCAGCGGGAGCAGGCCUCCAGCUCUCCAGUAGCCUUUCAUUCAUCGAGGAUGAUUUGGGGACUGGGAGCUCCCCUGAAGGGGUGGACCUCGGAGAGGACCAGCCCUUUGACAUCCUCCAGAAGUCUCUCCUGGAGGCCGACAUCACAGAGCAGACGCUGGCCCAGGAGGCCCUGCUGGACUCUCAGCCUGCUCCCACGCUCGUGCAGGCUCCAGUUCCCUUCUCCUCCCAGCUGGUCUCUGGGGGGUAUGGAGGUGGGGUGGGUGUGGUAAGCUCAGCGACAGCUGCGUUUCCGGCAGGCCAGCUACUGCAAGGAAUGUCACCACUGCCCAAUGGCUCUACCCAGCACAUCCAGGUGUUGGGCUCGUUUGGGGCAGGGAGUGGUGUGAUGACUCUAAGCAGCUUGGAGAGAACUCCUCAGAUUGUCCUGAGGCCAGGGGUGCCUGUAGCUACAGCAGGGGCGGCGACAGGAGGGCAGGUGUUUACACCAAACCAAGGUCAGGUGGGCCAAGUAGGCUUACCUUUCAAAAACAUUCCCCUUCAAAACAUCAUAAUUCAAAGAGGUCCAGGAGGGACUCAGGCUAUCGUCAGACCAAUUCAGCCUAAACCCCCUCAAAGUGGCUCUCAGUCUGUUUACAGCCUUGGUCUUCAACCCACUCCCACUACUGUGACAAAUACUGCUGCUGCGGGACAGUACACAGCCAACGGUACUAUAGUGAUGCAACCACAACUAGAGCAGCAACCAGUGCAGGCUCAGACAAACCUUCCACCAGGGCAGUUCUUGAUACCUAACUCUUUGACGCUCGCUCCAUCCUCCACCAUCCACAACGGCUCCACCAACCAAAACACCGUGCAGAUAGCUGCAGGGCAGAACUUCACUGGAUCUCCAGCAGGCCAGCUAAUCUUGAAUCCAGGCGUAGUGAGUGGGAGUCAGGUUGUUGGAGCUGUGACUCAGACAUGGACUGGAGCUUCUUGUGCCAGCUCAACCCCCGUACAGACAUCCUGCGCUCCUGGGCAACUCACUCUGGUCGGCCCAGCGACGGCCGGGAUCGAAGGCCCAGCCCAAGCGUCGACUUGUCCCGUGCAGCGCCUUCUAGUGACCCAAACACAGAACUGCACUUCGCUGUCACCUUUACCUGGCAGCGUGACGCAGGACUUCAGACAGAACUCCUCAUCGCCUGCCUUCGCUCAGACACAACUUGGCGGCAUUCAUGUCAUGAAAACCAUAACGCAAAACUCAACACCAAACUCUGAGGUCAGUUCACAGAAACGACCCUUCGGUUCAUCACUCACAAGAGCAGAACUUAUUUUAGAGCACUUGAGGAGGGAUCAUGUGGCAGUUCAGGCCCCAGACCGACGGAGGUUCACCUCAGUGGACGAUGCUCUCCUAAGACUGCUGCCUUACCACGUGUUCCAGGGGGCGCCGCCCAACCACGACGAGUUCUCACAGGUGGAUGAGGAGUUUGAGGUGGUUGCAGCUCAGGUGCUGAUGAGGACCGAGGCAAUGGUUAACAAAUACAGACGACUGCUGAUGGUGGAAGCUGAGCGUUCCAGUCCUUCGUCAGAAAUGGUGAUGAUCGACAGGACCUUCAACCAGGAGGAGCGCAGCAACCUGACACAAGACAAGCGCAUGGUCCUUGUGGAUCCAGACAACUUCCUCGAUGACUUCUGUUGUGGAACAAAAUCCAAACAUUUCCAAGAUCCCGUUCCCCCGCAGUCAGCAGACAGUGAGAUUUGGGAGCAGGCAGAACAAAGCUCCGAGGAGCCAGCGUACAGGACAGACUCCCCGUCUGGGUGUACAGACCCAGGAGGGGGUAGGGAUGUCGGACCAGGUCCACCAGAGAGACUCCAUCCACCACACGUAGAAAACAAAACGGUUUUGGAACUGAAGAGACCCCAGCAGUGCUUUGGGUCCGACGGCGCCAGCAACAACAGCUUCGUUGCAACUAAAAGUUGCUCGCAAGGUAAACCUGCACAUUUUGCAGCAACUUCAGGACAGCCUCCGUACUCGCAGCACCGGUCCUCCCCACCGACACAGUCUCAGUACUCGCCCCCCGUCACCCCUCCACCCCACCCAGACCCAGAUUCUGCUUUAGAGGCAGCAGUCAACAGCAUCCUGGAAUGUUAACUCUGAUGCACCAUUUGUAUUUUUGCAGGUACCUUUGUUUUCUUGUCGUCACGUGUGUGUGAGGAGAGGUUCGCUCCGUUUUCAGAUCUGUCUUUGUGAAAUGCAGCCAUGUAGCGUUUGAAGCUUUCUGAGGCGUUACUUCUGUUCGUGAUACGUCGAGGUGUACUUGGGCACUUAACCUAUAAAGAUCCGGGAUCGUGUGCAAUGCAGCAGAUAAACAGAUGCAAUUUUUAUAAAACUUUAUUUUUAUUGU
This is a messenger RNA of Nematolebias whitei (Rio pearlfish), 2717 nucleotides long. It is a transcript of the gene bicral, whose product is annotated as BICRA like chromatin remodeling complex associated protein. Bases 122 to 2464 code for a protein of 780 amino acids. The transcript has 13 exons. Gene Ontology annotation, cellular component: SWI/SNF complex. The record is from RefSeq and is a predicted model, not a curated record. Gene Ontology annotation, biological process: positive regulation of DNA-templated transcription. Lineage: Eukaryota; Metazoa; Chordata; Actinopteri; Cyprinodontiformes; Rivulidae.